UGUUACCCGUUGCUUUUUCUAAGCUCUGUUUGGCUGCCUCAAGCUGUCACUUGCCCUUCAAUCACAAAACUCUCUGAGCACAAACCGGGACCCUCAAACCCCUGAUUUUAAACCCGGGACCCCUUAACGACAGGCAAAACGACACAAUGAUGGCCUUUCGUGCAGUGCUACUGAGCGCGCUCUGUGUGACCCUGUUUUGCUCGUCUGUACGCGGACUGACUGCACUGGACAUCACCCUGUCUACCUCUUCUGCACCGGAGAACAGCCGAACAGCUGAACAGCCGGAGAGUCCCACGACUGAACCCCACGCUAACAUCUCAGCCGCCACGAACACCCCUGCGGGAGCCCACAUGGACGUCAGCACGAGGCUGGACUCCUCCAGCACGGCGGGAGAUAUUACUGACGGCUCCACCCCCGCCGACACGACCACGCUAAUCACGCCGGGCGGGACCGGCGGACAACCCCGGGAAGCGACGGAGGCCGAGGUCUCCACACGGAGGACAGGUCCGACCCUGCCGGGGCCCCAGGGGGAGAGACCCUCCAUGACCAAGGCCAUCGUGGUCAUACUGGUGGUGCUGGUCAUCCUGCUCAUACUCCUUCUGUACGUCCUCUCCGUGCUGCGGAACCUGCGCUUGGUCAUCUGCGUGCGGGGGGCCCUGGGGCGGGCCGCGGCCGGGGCCAGAGCCGUCCUGAGCUGGCUGGGGAUCCGGCUGUGGCCCCGUAAGAGCGGGGGGGACGCGGGAAGAGACGAAGAGGAGGACGAGGAGGAAGGAGGGAGUGAGCCGGAUGUGGAGCUGGGGAACGGGAUGGAGGCAGAGGACACGAAAGACAAGAAGGAGGAGGAGGAGGAGGAAGAGGACUCCUCAGACGAUUACUCCAGCACGGAGGGGUUCGACCUGAGGGAGAGAGCCAGGCAGAGAGAGGGAGGGGAGGAGGAGGAGGAGGAGACGAGCCUGAGCCAGAACCAGAGAAAGGACCAGGAGGAGGAGGCCACGCUGCUAGAAAAGAGUAAGAAAGAGGGGGUAGAGGAGUGUGACCUCACAGUGCUGUGAAAAACAGAGUAAGAAACAGAAGGGUGGUGUUGGGGUAGGGGGUAACUGAUGGGAAUUUGGGGGGUGUUCAGUACACAAUAUGGUGAGACGGUAGGAGGGGAGAACUGGCAUCAUCUAACAAUGCACUGAAUAAUUGCCAAAUAUUUGUAUGAUAAGUGAGUCAUUUAGUUAAUCGUAUUUUAGACAUUUUAGACAGGAAAGCUCAUGUGUGUAAAAUGUAACAUGUAUACAUUUUUAAUGGGAAUGCAUUGGUGACCAGCAAAUAAAUUCUGUUCAUGAGGUUA
Molecule: messenger RNA, 1336 nt
Organism: Conger conger (European conger)
Lineage: Eukaryota; Metazoa; Chordata; Actinopteri; Anguilliformes; Congridae
Exons: 2
Coding region: 147-1052 (301 amino acids)
Source: RefSeq, a predicted model, not a curated record